GAACUGGUCUGUACAGGUCACGUGAGCGUCUGAUACACACACACACUCGGGAUUCCGCCAUCUUGAUUGUAGAACACACCAUUCCAUCCUUGUUUCACACCUUACUACAUCACGAAAUAUCCGUAUCCAUUGGCGAUUGUUUGAAGCUAACGUUGAUCGAAAUGGCCGGGGGAAAAUCCAAAGAAGAGCACGUCGCAUAUGCCAAGCUAGCUGAACAGGCCGAAAGGUUUGAAGACAUGGCAUCCCAUAUGACAUCGGUGAUCAAGCAAUGUAGUGAGAACACGGAGGAGUUGACCAUUGAAGAAAGGAACUUGUUGUCUGUGGCUUACAAAAAUGUUGUUGGUGCUAGGCGAUCGUCAUGGAGAGUGGUCAAUAUGCAGGAAUCGAAAACUAAUUACAAGCACAUCGCAAAAGAGUUUAAGGAAGAGAUCGAGAAGGAAUUGUCGAAAAUCUGCAAUGAAGUUUUGGAUUUGCUCAAUCAGUACCUACUCCCUAGCAGUACGAAAACGGAAAGCAAGGUAUUUUUCAAGAAAAUGAAAGGCGAUUAUCUUCGUUAUAUGGCGGAAUUCGCUACAGAUCAGAAAAAGAGAAUUGUGUCUGAAGCCGAAGGGGCUUAUGACGAAGCUUUUCAACUCGCCAAGGACGAUAUGCAUCCUACUAAUCAGAGCAGAUUGGGACUUGCAUUAAAUUUCUCUGUCUUUUACUACGAGAUCAUUAAUCAGCCUGACAAAGCUUGUCAUCUUGCUAAGGAAGCAUUUGAUGAUGCCAUAGCAGAAUUGGAUACUCUGGAUCAAGACUCUUACAAAGACAGCACACUCAUAAUGCAGCUUUUGCGUGACAACUUGACUCUCUGGACGACUGACAAUGAACAGGAACAAGAACAAGAAAUUGAACAAGACAAUUAGACAAACUUCACCAUUAACUGAUGAUAGAUCAAAGGACAUUUUUAAAGUGCGAACCUUGUCUGUCCGUUCAUUAAUGGGCUCAUUUGACAAUGGUCUCUGACAUUUUGCCUGCAGAUGAAAAAUGUAAAUGUACUUGGCCAAGAAUUGAAACGUUGGGAUGAACUUAAUUGAACUGAACCAUCUGUGAUGCCGGUUUUGUUACAAUUAUUCCUUGUCAGUUGUGUUGGCUACAAAUGAUUGGUUAAGUGAAUCUGAAGUUAUGGACUUAAUUACAUCAUUAUAUGUGGACUGCCCCUGUUUGUUUCUGACCAGCAGUAUUGCUGUUUAUUGAGUAUCUAGAUUAUUGACAAGGCAAUGAUGCUCUCAUCUAGAUCAUUGUUCGAUUUAUAGUUACCAGGGUUAGACACUGUUCGCUCGAUAAUGGUAUUGAGUUCCGAGGACAACCCUAUAGUAGAUUUAGUCUUAACACGUCUCCAGUAUAAAACAAGGGAAUUGCUUGUUUUGGACAUAAACAUAUUUUAAUAUUAUGCGGUGAAAUCCUAGGAAAUUUUGGCGAAUAAGUUAAUAACACAGAAUAUUACAUUUCUGAAUUCUAAGCAAUGUUUGGAAAGGAAUAUUCAUAAUUCCAAUUAAAAGUAAAAUGAUAUCUUGUUUUCAUUUUUUUUAUUAUAAGUGUGUAAAAGGACUAGUUAGUGUAAUUGAUAAUUAGAGGGCUAGUAUUUGUGCGAGUGUCUAACCCUGAUAACUGCAACAUUCUAGUUGGAACUGGAAAGAGAACAAAAGGAAAUUUAAAACCAAAUUAAAAUAACAAAUUGGCUCUUUUAAAACUGCACCUGCAUGCUGCCAUGGCCUCGCAAGAUAUUUAGAAAUACAAUUUUUACUCCCUUAGCCACAACUUUAGUUACUUUACUGUUACUGAUAUUAUCCCUGUCUUGAAAUUGUAAGGAAAGUUUUUCGUCAAUGUGUUUACUACAUUGAUAUUCAUUUAUUUGUUAAUCAUCAUUUACAUUUAUAAUAGUAUACAUAUUGACUAUUGAAUAUCAUUAUGUUUUUCUUAAAAGCCAUGUUCUGCUGUUAAUUUUUUAGGCUGCUUUAGUCCUACUGUCCUCUAUUAAGUAUAGGUUAUAGUAAUUAUCUAAUUUAAUUUUUUAUGUCUUAAUAUUAUUGCUGAGGCGAGAUAUACUUGGUAUGUAUGGUAGAUAUAUAUACUGUAUGAUUAGGUGGCAAUUAUUCCAUUAUGAGUACAUAAUUUAAUAUUGAAUUUGUGGUCAAUAUGCUGCAGUUAACGCUAAAAAACACUGGAUCAUUGUGCUCGGUGCUCUCCAAAAAAGUACUAAAUUAUAUGUCAUAUAGAUAUAUACAAAUAAUCUCUAUUGAAGAGAUUGAUUUAGCUAUCCGGCAGAUGCUUUCAUAACAUAAUAAUUAUAUUAUUUAUCUUUCAGUGUAAAACAUGUAGGUCAGGUUUGGAUUUUUGUAUUGAAUAUUGUUAUCUUGCACAUUUAUGUGAAAUCUGCACAAUGUUUAAGGAGCACUGAUAAUAAGUAUUAAGUAAGUUUAUGAGAAAAUCUUGCACAAAAUGCUAAGAUUUUGAAACCAGUUUUCUGUCAUUAAAUCUCUUUUUUUACCUAUACAAAAUAGUGGAGUUUGUUUGUCCCUUGGUUAUUAAGAGCUGUGUGCAUGUAACCAUUCAAAAACAUUGUUGUAAACUACAUUGUACAAUUUCAUAUAGAACACAAGCCCAUAAUAAUAAAAUGUAAUAAUUUGA
Mizuhopecten yessoensis (Yesso scallop) is the source of this 2670-nucleotide messenger RNA. RefSeq names its product 14-3-3 protein homolog 2-like. Lineage: Eukaryota; Metazoa; Mollusca; Bivalvia; Pectinida; Pectinidae. The record is from RefSeq and is a predicted model, not a curated record. The transcript has a single exon. Gene Ontology annotation, biological process: signal transduction. Bases 162 to 905 code for a protein of 247 amino acids. Gene Ontology annotation, cellular component: cytoplasm.